AUGUCGGGACAUUCAAAGUUCGUUCUUUUGCCUCUAAAUAGCAGCUUAAAUGCGUAAGGGUUUACAUGAGAGGAUGGGAAUACAUUUGUAGAACUGUGAUUAAAUGAGGGCAUUUCUAUCUUUUUGGCUACGAAAAUAUUAGGCAAGAGUCUAAUCGCUCAAUAAGUAUGAUCUUCUUAAAUGUUGAGAUCCAUUGAUGAUUGUGUGGAUGUUCUUAACAACUUCUGAUCUCCUCAUUUGAUGAUGUCAUGUGUUAGUGCCUCAACUUGAUUCUGUUGCCUAAUCUCCACAAAUUAAAUCUCAUCAAAUAAAGCAAAAUAAGGGGUGUGACGUGACUCAGUCGUUGUACAAUAAAUCACGCAAAUAUAAAAUUUAUAAAACUAGAAAAUACGAAUAUUCGGAUAUUUAGAAGUAUUUCUAAAUAAAUAUAUCAAUUAUAAUUCAAUAAAAAUUCCAAAAAUAGCGAUAAUUUUCUAGGUCGAUCACAGGGAUGUAAUAUAAUAUCUGGUAAUUAUUCAGAAUUUUUCUCAAUGAAUACGAUUUUCUUACAAAUUUUAUACUAGGAAAUAAAAAGAAAAUAUAUUUAAAAUUCACGAAAAAAAGGAAAUAAGGGUGCAGACGUCAGGAUGAUGUCAGCUCCUAGCAAACAGCAGAAAUAGAGUUCCACCCGGCGAUUCUUACGUAAGCGAUUACAGAUGACUUAAUUAAUCAAAUUAAGAUCUGUAAAAGCCAGAAGAAUCAUAAUUGAACGAAAUAUAGUUUGGUAAAUUAAAAUCACACAAAGUAUCACUAAAUGAAGCGUAAAUUAAAUUGAAAGCAGGAAAACAGAGUUCCGGCGUCGCGACGACGAUGCGUCGGCGAUGCACCGAAAUCGUGAGCGUUCGGGAGGAUCGUUGUGCAAUGCCCACGGCCUCGAAGGCUCUCCUUGGACAAAGACAACGUGGGCAAUCUCUAGAUCUUCUCGCAAAGUCUAAAGAUCAAUGAAGUGAGUCGUCAAAUCGUCUCCGGUGGCUGUCACCCGGCGGAGUGGAAAAAUGGCGACUUUGCGGCUCUCCGGCGGCUGUCACCUGACAGAGAGGCGCUGGAUGGAGGUGGGGCGCGUGUUAAGGAGCUUCAUCCUUAGGUCCGCGCAGCAAGAGGAGGCUCUUCAUCGCAUCUGGUACGCUCUCUGGAGGUGGCGACUGGUCUCCCGGCGGAUCGUCCUCUUCCUGACGACGGCUUGUUCGUCGAUCAAUCGGAGAUGAUUUACUCAAUGGAUUCGCGAUCCUUUUAUCGUGAAUCGUUCAGCAAUUUUAGUAGCAAUGCUUUGCGAAUCGUGUUGAUGAGAUUUUCGCCGAUGAUCCAGCGAUUCUCGUUGCUUAAUCCUUCCCCAGCCAUCUGCAAGAAAGUCGCAAUAAUCAAAUAAAAAUAUAUGAAUUUUGACUCUGGAAGGAUUCGAACCCACGCCAAUCGCCCGCCUCUUUUGAGGAAGGUGUGACGGGGGUUAGUCCCUUCUCUCACGUGUAUGACCACUCCUUGCCCCAUAGCCGGCUGGCCACUAGUGAUGUGGAAGGGGAGUGGCGUACGCGUGUCAGUCGGUCCCCAAGCCAAGCCGCUUGAGCCCCUGCUCGCAGCUACUCCCCGACUGCGCUUCCGAGCUGCUUGCGAGCACGGCUGGCCGGCGGGUCCCCCCAUUUUUGCAAUAUUUUUAUUUUUAUUUCUUGUUCUUGAUUUGUCUCAAAAGUAAGACUGUAAAAAUUGUAUAAAAUCACAUAAUUACCCAAAAAUUCACGUUAAUCAAUUGAAAACAAAAAAUCAUUCUUUAACACAAAUAUAAGUCUAUUUAUCAUGAGUUAAGGCUAAAACUAUAUUAUUUACUAAUUAUUAACUCAUGAUAAUGAAGACUUAUCACACCCCCCAACUUAAAUCAUUGCUAGUCCCUUAGCAAUGGAAUUACGAAAAUAAAAUUUUACAAAUCUCAAACAUCAUAUUUCAAUACAAAAAAAAUAUAAUUAGAAAUGAUGCACCAUUAAACACUUUGAAUUCUUAUAUCAAGUAUUUAAGAAUGAUGCCAAGUACUUAAAUGUUUAAACACUCCUUGGAAUAACAAUCUACACUUCAGUUCUUCUAUUCACAUCUUUAUCACUUCUUCACUCAUAGAUGUAUUUACAAGAUGUUCCAAUUAUCAAUACUCAUCCAAGAAUAAUAUUGAUCUUACAUUUCCCUUUUUCUAUGACUUAAUUUUUGAAGUUUGCACUAUAUUUCUUCCUUCUUUUUUUUUUUUUAUAAAUAGUGGAUAAGUAGCUUUUCCUGUAGACAAAUUUCGACAAUAAGAAUGAUGUCUCACACCCUCCAUGUGUACUCUUCAUUUUCAGGGCUUUCACUUUAUCCACUUAUUUUUCUGCAAGUGUUUUUCUAUGCACGAUUUUCGACAAUGAGAAUGAUGUCUCACACCCUCCAUGUGUACUCUUCGUUUCUAGAUUUUUCACAUUGCUCUCUCUUUUUUUUUCGAAAUAAGUGAUUUCUCCUCAUUAAUCCUAUAGAUCAGGGUGCAAAAAUCUCCAUUAAAUUUAAAUGAUCAAUCAAAUUUUCACAUCAAGUAAAUACUAUCCAUUAAGAUCAUGAAGUGAAAAUUUGUAAAAUCAAAUCCAUGUUAUCUAUCAUGUAUCCAAAGAGUAUUCCAACAUUUCAUACUACUAGAUCAUUCUUUUGACUCAAUAAUAAUCUUCCUAGUAUCUUUUGGUAUCAAUCAAUCUAAUUGAUUUAAUUUUUCAUGCAUGUAAUAUGAUGUAAAGAAUUUGUAAAUUAGAUAGUUCUGACAGUUCUAUUUUCUUUUUUCAGUUUAUUUUUAGCCACAAUAAAUUUGUCAAAAAUAAAUCAAAACUAUCCUCUUUAUAGUUUUAAUUUCGAAUUUCAGUAAUAUAUAUCUAGGGGAUUGAAAUGUGAGAAAAGGGUUGACGUGACUCAGUCGUUGUAUGUUAAAUCACGCAAAUAUAAAAUUUAUAAAACUAGAAAAUACGAAUUUUCGGAUAUUUAGAAGUAUUUCUAAAUAAAUAUAUCAAUUAUAAUUCAAUAAAAAUUCCAAAAAUAGCGGUAAUUUUCUAGGUCGAUCACAGGGAUGUAAUAUAAUAUCUGGUAAUUAUUCAGAAUUUUUCUCAAUGAGUACGAUUUUCUUACGAAUUUUAUACUAGAAAAUAAAAAGGAAAUAUAUUUAAAAUUCACGAAAAAAAAAGGAAAUAAGGGUGCGGACGUCAGGAUGACGUCAGCGCCCGGCGAACGCGAAUCAGGCGGAAACACAGUUCCGCCCGGCGAUUCUUACGUAGGCGAUUACAGACGACUCAAUUAAUCAAAUUAAGAUCUGUAAAAGCCGGAAGAAUCGUAGUUGAACGAAGUAUAGUUUGGUAAAUAAAAAUCAACAAAGUAUCACUAAAUGAAGCGUAAAUUAAAUUGAAAGCAGGAAAACAGAGUUCCGGCGUCGCGACGGCGAUGCGUCGGCGAUGCGUCGGCGAUGCACCGGAAUCCUGAGCGUUCGGGAGGAUCGUCGUGCAGUGUCCACGGCCUCGAAGGCUCUCCUUGGACAAAGACGACGUGGGCAGUCUCUAGAUAAAGCAGGAAAACAGAGUUCCGGCGUCGCGACGGCGACGCGUCGGCGAUGCACCGGAAUCCUGAGCGUUCGGGAGGGUCGUCGUGCAGUGUCUACGGCCUCGAAGGCUCUCCUUGGACAAAGACGACGUGGGCAAUCUCUAGAUCUUCUCGCGAAGUCUAGAGACCAAUGAAGUGGGUCGUCGAAUCGUCUCCGGCGGCUGUCACCCGGCGGAGCGGAAAAACGGCGACUUUGCGGCUCUCCGGCGGCUGUCACCCGACGGAGAGGGGCGGGAUGGAGGUGAGGCGCGUGUUAGGGAGCUUCAUCCUCAGGUCCGCGCAGCAAGAGGAGGCUCUUCAUCGCAUCUGGUACGCUCUCAGGAGGUGGCGACUUGUCUCCCGACGGAUCGUCCUCUUCCCGACGACGGCUUGUUCGUCGAUCAAUCGGAGAUGAUUUACUCGAUGGAUUCGCGAUCCUUUUAUCGUGAAUCGUUCAGCAACUUUAGUAGCAAUGCUCCGCGAAUUGCGUUGACGAGAUUUUCGCCGAUGAUCCAACGAUUCUGGUUGCUUAAUCCUUCAGCGGCGAUCUGCAGGAAAGUCGCGAUAAUCAGUUAAAAAUAUAUGAAUUUUGACUCUGGGAGGAUUCGAACCCGCGGCGGUCGCCCGCCCCUGAACAAGGUGUGACGGGGGUUUAGUCCCACAUCGGUUGUGCACCGAUUUUUCGGGCGAAUAUAUAGUAAUGUUAGCUUUGUAAGGCAAAGUCUCUUCUCUCGCGUGUACGACCACUCCUUGCCCCACAGCCGGCUGGCCACCGGUGACGUGGAAGGGGAGUGGCGCACACGUGCCCCUAUCGAUCCAAGCAAGCCGCUCGAGCCCCUGCUCGCGGCUACUCCCCGACUGCGCUUCCGACCCGCUUGCGGGCCCGGCUGGCCGGCGGGUUCCCCAUUUUGCAAUAUUUUUAUUUUUAUUUCUUGUUCUUCAUUUAUCUCAAAACUAAGACUGUAAAAAUCGUAUAAAAUCACAUAAUUACCCAAAAAUUAACGUUAAUCAACUGAAAACCACUUUUCAUGCUUUAACACAAAUAUAAGUCUAUUUAUCAUGAGUUAAGGCUAAAACUAUAUUAUUUACUAAUUAUUAACUCAUGAUAAUGAAGACUUAUCACACCCCCCAAGUUAAAUCAUUGCUAGUCCCUUAGCAAUGGAAUUACAAAAAUAAAAAUUUACAAAUCUCAAACAUCAUAUUUCAAUACAGAAAAGAAAUACAAUUAGAAAUGAUGCACCUUUAAACACUUUGGAUUCUUAUAUCAAGUAUUUAAGAAUGAUGUCAAGCACUUAAAUGUUUAAACACUCCUUGGAAUAACAAUCUAGACUUCACUUCUUCUAUUCACAUCUUUAUCACUUCUUCACUCAUAGAUGUAUUUACAAGAUGUUCCAAUUAUCAAUACUCAUCCAAGAAUAAUAUUGAUCUUACAUUUCCCUUUUUCUAUGACUUAAUUUUUGAAGUUUGCACUAUAUUUCUUCCUUCUUUUUUUUUUUUUAUAAAUAGUGGAUAAGUAGCUUUUCCUGUAGACAAAUUUCGACAAUAAGAAUGAUGUCUCACACCCUCCAUGUGUACUCUUCAUUUUCAGGGCUUUCACUUUAUCCACUUAUUUUUCAGCAAGUGUUUUUCUAUGCACGAUUUUCGACAAUGAGAAUGAUGUCUCACACCCUCCAUGUGUACUCUUCGUUUCUAGAUUUUUCACAUUGCUCUCUCUUUUUUUUUUUUCUUUUUUGUUUUUUGAAAUAAGUGAUUUCUCCUCACAAGUCCUAUAGAUCAGGGUGCAAAAAUCUCCAUUAAACUCAAAUGAUCAAUCAAAUUUUCACAUCAAGUAAAUAUUAUCCAUCAAGAUCAUGAAGUGAAAAUCUGUAAAAUCAAAUCCGUGUUAUCUAUCAUGUAUCCAAGGAGUAUUCCAACAUUUCAUGCUACCAGAUCAUUCUUUUGACUCAAUAAUAAUCUUCCUAGUAUCUUUUGGUAUCAAUCAAUCUAAUUGAUUUAAUUUUUCAUGCAUGCAAUAUGAUGUAAGGAAUUUGUAAAUUAGAUAGUUCUGACAGUUCUGUUUUCUGUUUUCAGUUCUAUUUUAGCAGCAAUAAAUUUGUCAAAAAUAAAUCAAAACUAUCUUCUUUAUAGCUGUAAUUUCGAAUUUCAGUAAUAUAUGUCUACGGGAUUGAAAUGUGAGAAAAGGGUCUCUAGAAUUUCAAAUUUCGGGUUGUUUUUUCAUCUGCUGUUUUUGACAGUCUGUUGUUCCUAACAGAAAACCAGAAAAUAGAUGUUGCAGUUUUUCCGAAUUUUAUUUUAUUUUUAUUUUUUUUAGUUGCUGUUCUAAGUUGAAUAAAAUGCAAACACAUGUUCUUAAUCGUCCUACAGCAUAAAUUAAUAAUGAAUACUUCACCCCCCAACUUAAAAAUGACAUUGUCCUCAAUGACACAGAAAACUCGAAACAGAAUAUGCAGAAAAUAUAAUUUUCAAGUGAAGCAUGCAUAUCUGCAAAGUUAAGCAUUAAAAAUAUUUUCAUAAAUGAUGAAGCUCAGAAAGACAUCACCUCAACCUCGUUUUUAAUUUUCCACUUCAUCUUACACUCCUCCUCCUGCACUUUUUCGAAAGAAAAACAAACACAGAAACAAGUACUGCGAAAUUCUAAGAAAAACAGAGAUCAAACAAAAUGAAAUAAAAACCAUGGGUUGCCUCCCAUGCAGCGCUGAAUUUAAUGUCUCCAGCUGGACAGCUCUUAUAUCAUAUAAGCUGAUCUAUGGCCAUCAAAAUAUAUUUGUAUCCCAAGGUAAGUUUUAUGAUAUUCUUUUUCAGAUUUAGCAUAAAUUCAUAUACUUCAUAUAUAUACCUUGACAUACUUUCAGCCAAAACAAAAUGGAAAUUAACAAAAUUUUCCCAAAAAUAAUAUUUCCAUUUUGAAAAGAAUCUUUCCUUAUUUCUAUCUUGUUUUGUUAGGCUCUCAUUCAUUAAUAAAUACUUUCUAUUAAUAAACCAUAAAAUGUGAUCAGGCCGUAUAAUUUUCAGAUUAGCUCUUGCCCAAUCUAAAAUUUUUUCAUCUAAAUUGGUAUCUCUAAUUCUUCCACUCACCCAUUUCUUAAUGUCUUCUUUUAUCUGCAUAAUCUUUCCCUGCUCCAUUUUAUCUUCCAUACAUAUUUGUUCAAUUUGUGAGGAGUGAAAUAUUUCAAGCUUAGAAAUAAUUCUAAUGGGCUGUGGGUUUUGAAGGAUGGAAGGAUUGUCUUCUUUAAUCUCAGAUCUAAUGAAUUCAGUAAAAUUCAAAUUUUCUCCUCCAAAAUUAUUUCUAUAUUCACAUCUAUUAUUUUUGCUUGUUCCCAUUAGUUGAAUCAAUUCUUUUUCUAGCUUUUCGUUUCUCAACUCAUCAAAUUCUUCAUCUUCCCAAGAGCUAUCUUUUAAUUUUGGUAUAUGAUAUACAUCAUCAUCCUCACAAUCAACAUCCAUGGCUGCAAAAUUAUGAUUAGAUUCAUUAAUUUCGUCUCCUACAUCUCCCAAAUCAAUUGAUUUUUCCUCCCCUGAAAUAUAUUUUUCUUCAUUUCUGUCCUUACUCCCUUCUACUGAAAUUUGGAUGAUUUUUCUAUGAUCAGUCGCUGUUUCUUCAUCUAAGGGUUCUUUCUCCUCAUCAUCCUCACUAUAUUCAUUCAUCAAUUGUGAGCAAUAAAUGAUUUUAUUCAAAUUUUCUGCUACUAUAUUUUUGCCCUUAAUAUCCUCAUUUACUUCUAAUGGAUCAUCAAUUUCUUCUAAUAAUUGGAAAUAAGGAUCAGGUAAAAUAUUCUCACUCAAUGUAUUCACUGUCCUAACAUUUUCAUUUCGUGGGUUUUUUUCUAAAUUUAUCCAGUUAGACUCUUCUUGCUGAAAUCUUACUGUUGGACAGUUUUCUGAAUUUUCUAUGGGCUGACUAGGUAGCUGUCCCUCUUCUCUCUUAUUCCCAAGAGCCUCUAUAAUUUGUUUCUGAUGAAGCAUCAUUUGAUUCAUAGUUUGUUGCAUCAUUUGAUUCAUAGUUUGUUGCAUCAUUUGGCUCAUUUGCUGCAUCAUUUCCAUAGCAUCAGGUUGGGUUUGAGAGGGCUGAUUUUUCUGAAAUCUAUUUUCUUGUUUUGGACGAAAUUCAGAGUUUGAAUUGGGUCUAAGUGCUUCUGGAUUUUGAAUAUUAUUUGGGUCUCUCCAUGAAAAAUUAUUCCUCCAAUUAGGAUUAUAAGAAUUUGAAAAAUUUUCCCUAUUUCUAUUAAAACCGUGAGCUACUUGCACUUGUUCUUGCAUAGGGUGAAAUGAUUGAUCUAAAUUAUAACAUUGAAGUUCAGAAUAAUCAUUUUCACCAUACAUAGGACAUGUACUAUUCGAAUUAAGUUGAGGGUUAAAAGGCUUUCUAAUAUUAUCAAUAAGUAAAUCAAUUUUUUCUAAUCUUUGAUUAAUCUGAUUAACCUCAUUUCUAAGUUUAGAAUCAUCAUCAUGAUGCAAUUCAUAAAUUUCUCUCUUCAUUUCCUUGUCAUAUAAUUCAAAAGAGGCUUGAUCUCUAGAAUUUUCACUUAAAUUCUCAUAAAGACUGUAAAUCUCAUCAGGAGUUUUCUCCAUAAAAGCUCCUCCACAUAUAGAAUCAACCAUAUUUCUAUGUUGUUCUAAUAAUCCAUCAUAAAAAAUUCUAUUGAGCUGCCACUUGGGUAUAGCAUGAUGAGGACACUUUCUAAGUAAAUCUUUGAAUUUUUCCCAUGUCUGAUGCAAAGUUUCUCCUGGUCUUUGAGAAAAACUCCAUAUAUGUUUUCUCAUAUUUUGAGUUUUUCCUAAAGGAUAAAAUUUUCGAAGAAAGGCCUGUUCUAUAUCUUUCCAGCUAGUUAAUUCUCUAUCUAAUGUGGAUAGCCAAUGACUAGCUUUGUCCCUAAGUGUAUGAGGGAAUAAUUUCAUCUUAAUAAUUUCCGGUGUAACUUGAGGGAGAUUAACUAAAUCACAGACCAUAUGAAAUUUUUCUAAGUGCUGAUGAGGUUCCUCUAAAGGCAAUCCAUGAAAAUUAGGGAGCAUUUGAAAAAUUCCUGGAUUUAUUUCGAAUUUAACAGUGGGUGCUAAUGGGACUCUAAUAUUAGAUGCUCUUUGAAAUGAAUCAGGGAUAUAAUGAUUUUUCAUGGCCAUAGGAUUGUUCUCAGUUUGACCUGUACUUCCUUCAGGAUCCAUCAAAAUUAAUUUUUCUUUUGGAUUUUUAUUUUUGAAUGAAAUAAUGAAAGGAUUUUCUAGCCUUGGAUGCAAGGAUCUUCUACCAUGCAUAAAAAUCAAUAAAUUCGAGGGAAAAAGUUAGUAACUGUUACCCUCCUUCAGGAUGCUCCAGUCCUUGCCGUGCUUCUUUUCGUUCCCUUUUUCUAAUAAAAAUCAGCAAAAAGAAAAUAAAACAAGAGUAAAGUUUUUUUUUUUGUGUACUCUAAGAGAAAAACAGAAAAAUACUAAAUAUUAUGCAAUACAUCCCCGGCAACGGCGCCAAAAUUUGACGUGACUCAGUCGUUGUAUGUUAAAUCACGCAAAUAUAAAAUUUAUAAAACUAGAAAAUACGAAUUUUCGGAUAUUUAGAAGUAUUUCUAAAUAAAUAUAUCAAUUAUAAUUCAAUAAAAAUUCCAAAAAUAGCGGUAAUUUUCCAGGUCGAUCACAGGGAUGUAAUAUAAUAUCUGGUAAUUAUUCAGAAUUUUUCUCAAUGAGUACGAUUUUCUUACGAAUUUUAUACUAGGAAAUAAAAAGGAAAUAUAUUUAAAAUUCACGAAAAAAAAAGAAAUAAGGGUGCGGACGUCAGGAUGACGUCAGCACCCGGCGAACGCGAAUCAGGCGGAAACAGAGUUCCGCCCGGCGAUUCUUACGUAGGCGAUUACAGACGACUCAAUUAAUCAAAUUAAGAUCUGUAAAAGCCGGAAGAAUCGUAAUUGAACGAAGUAUAGUUUGGUAAAUAAAAAUCAACAAAGUAUCACUAAAUGAAGCGUAAAUUAAAUUGAAAGCAGGAAAACAGAGUUCCGGCGUUGCGACGGCGAUGCGUCGGCGAUGCACCGGAAUCCUGAGCGUUCGGGAGGAUCGUCGUGCAGUGUCCACGGCCUCGAAGGCUCUCCUUGGACAAAGACGACGUGGGCAAUCUCUAGAUAAAGCAGGAAAACAGAGUUCUGGCGUCGCGACGGCGACGCGUCGGCGAUGCACCGGAAUCCCUGAGCGUUCGGGAGGGUCGUCGUGCAGUGUCCACGGCCUCGAAGGCUCUCCUUGGACAAAGACGACGUGGGCAAUCUCUAGAUCUUCUCGCGAAGUCUAGAGACCAAUGAAGUGGGUCGUCGAAUCGUCUCCGGCGGCUGUCACCCGGCGGAGCGGAAAAAUGGCGACUUUGCGGCUCUCCGGCGGCUGUCACCCGACGGAGAGGGGCUGGAUGAAGGUGAGGCGCGUGUUAGGGAGCUUCAUCCUCAGGUCCGCGCAGCAAGAGGAGGCUCUUCAUCGCAUCUGGUACGCUCUCAGGAGGUGGCGACUGGUCUCCCGGCGGAUCGUCCUCUUCCCGACGACGGCUUGUUCGUCGAUCAAUCGGAGAUGAUUUUCUCGAUGGAUUGCGAUCCUUUUAUCGCGAAUCGUUUAGAAAUUUUAGUAGCAAUGCUCCGCGAAUCGCGUUGACGAGAUUUUCGCCGAUGAUCCAGCGAUUCCGGUUGCUUAAUCCUUCACCGGCGAUCUGCAGGAAAGUCGCGAUAAUCAGUUAAAAAUAUAUGAAUUUUGACUCUGGGAGGAUUCGAACCCGCGGCGGUCGCCCGCCCCUGAACAAGGUGUGACGCGGGUUUAGUCCCACAUCGGUUGUUCGCGGAUUAUUUGGGCGAAUAUAUAGUAAAGUUAGCUUUAUAGGCAAAAUCCUCUCGCGUGUACGACCACUCCUUGCCCCACAGCCGGCUGACCAUCGGUGACGUGGAAGGGGAGUGGCGCACACGUGCCCCUAUCGAUCCAAGCAAGCCGUUCGAGCCCCUGCUCGCGGCUACUCCCCGACUGCGCUUCCGACCCGCUUGCGGGCCCGGCUGGCCGGCGAAUCCCCCCAUUUUGCAAUAUUUUUAUUUUUAUUUCUUGUUCUUCAUUUAUCUCAAAACUAAGACUGUAAAAAUCGUAUAAAAUCACAUAAUUACCCAAAAAUUCACGUUAAUCAACUGAAAACCACUUUUAAUGCUUUAACACAAAUAUAAGUCUAUUUAUCAUGAGUUAAGGCUAAAACUAUAUUAUUUACUAAUUAUUAACUCAUGAUAAUGAAGACUUAUCAAGGGUCUUCUAGAAUUUCAAAUUUCGGGCUGUUUUUUGUCUGCUGUUUUUGACAGUUUGCUGUUUUUGACAGAAAACCAGAAAAUAGAUGUUGUAAUUUUUCCGAAUUUUAUUUUAUUUUUAUAUUUUUAGUUGCUGUUCUAAGUUGAAUAAAAUGCAAACACAUGUUCUUAAUCGUCCUACAACAUAAAUUAAUAAUGAAUACUUCACCCCCCAACUUAAAAAUGACAUUGUCUUCAAUGACAUAGAAAACUCGAAAUAGAAUAUGCAGAAAAUAUAAUUUUCAAGUGAAGCAUGCAUAUCUACAAAGUUAAGCAUUAAAAAUAUUUUCAUAAAUGAUGAAGCUCUAAAAGACAUCACCUCAACCUUGUUUUUAAUUUUUCACUUCAUCUUACACUCUUGCUGCACUUUUUCGAAAGAAAAACAAAUAUAGAAACAAGUACUGCGAAAUUCUAAGAAAAACAAAGCUUAAAAAAAAUCAAACAGGAUGAAAUAAAAACCAUGGGUUGCCUCCCAUGCAGCGCUGAAUUUAAUGUCUCCGGCUGGACAGCUCUUAUAUCAUAUAAUAUGAUCUAUGGCCAUCAAAAUAUAUUUGUAUCCCAAGGUAAGUUUCAUGAUAUUCUUUUUCAGAUUUAGCAUAAAUUCAUAUACUUCAUAUAUAUACCUUGACAUACUUUCAGCCAAAACAAAAUGGAAAUUAACAAAAUUUUCCCAAAAAUAAUAUUUCCAUUUUGAAAAGAAUCUUUCCUUAUUUCUAUCUUGUUUUGUUAGGCUCUCAUUCAUUAAUAAAUACUUUCUAUUAAUAAACCAUAAAAUGUGAUCAGGCCGUAUAAUUUUCAGAUUAGCUCUUGCCCAAUCUAAAAUUUUUUCAUCUAAAUUGGUAUCUCUAAUUCUUCCACUCACCCAUUUCUUAAUGUCUUCUUUUAUCUGCAUAAUCUUCCCCUGCUCCAUUUUAUCUUCCAUACAUAUUUGUUCGAUUUGUGAGGAGUGAAAUAUUUCAAGCUUAGAAAUAAUUCUAAUGGGCUGUGGGUUUUGAAGGAUGGAAGGAUUGUCUUCUUUAAUCUCAGAUCUAAUGAAUUCAGUAAAAUUCAAAUUUUCUCCUCCAAAAUUAUUUCUAUAUUCACAUCUAUUAUUUUCGCUUGUUCCCAUUAGUUGAAUCAAUUCUUUUUCUAGCUUUUCGUUUCUCAACUCAUCAAAUUCUUCAUCUUCCCAAGAGCUAUCUUUUAAUUUUGGUAUAUGAUAUACAUCAUCAUCCUCACAAUCAACAUCCAUGGCUGCAAAAUUAUGAUUAGAUUCAUUAAUUUCGUCUCCUACAUCUCCCAAAUCAAUUGAUUUUUCCUCACCUGAAAUAUAUUUUUCUUCAUUUCUGUCCUUACUCCCUUCUACUAAAAUUUGGAUGAUUUUUCUAUGAUCAGUUGCUGUUUCUUCAUCUAAGGGUUCUUUCUCCUCAUCAUCCUCACUAUAUUCAUUCAUCAAUUGUGAGCAAUAAAUGAUUUUAUUCAAAUUUUCUGCUACUACAUUUUUGGCCUUAAUAUUCUCAUUUACUUCUAAUGGAUCAUCAAUUUCUUCUAAUAAUUGGAAAUAAGGAUCAGGUAAAAUAUUCUCACUCAAUAUAUUCACUGUCCUAACAUUUUCAUUUCGUGGGUUUUUUUCUAAAUUUAUCCAGCUAGACUCUUCUUGCUGAAAUCUUACUGUUGGACAGUUUUCUGAAUUUUCUAUGGGCUGACUAGGUAGCUGUCCCUCUUCUCUCUUAUUCUCAAGAGCCUCUAUAAUUUGUUUCUGAUGAAGCAUCAUUUGAUUCAUAGUUUGUUGCAUCAUUUGGCUCAUUUGCUGCAUCAUUUCCAUAGCAUCAGGUUGGGUUUGAGAGGGCUGAUUUUUCUGAAAUCUAUUUUUUUGUUUUAGAUGAAAUUCAGAGUUUGAAUUGGGUCUAAGUGCUUCUGGAUUUUGAAUAUUAUUUGAGUCUCUCCAUGAAAAAUUAUUCCUCCAAUUAGGAUUAUAAGAAUUUGAAAAAUGUUCCCUAUUUCUAUUAAAACCGUGAGCUACUUGCACUUGUUCUCGCAUAGGGUGAAAUGAUUGAUCUAAAUUAUAACAUUGAAAUUCAGAAUAAUCAUUUUCACCAUACAUAGGACAUGUACUAUUCGAAUUAAGUUGAGGGUUAAAUGGCUUUCUAAUAUUAUCAAUAAGUAAAUCAAUUUUUUUAAUCUUUGAUUAAUUUGAUUAACCUCAUUUCUAAGUUUAGAAUCAUCCUCAUGAUGCAAUUCAUAAAUUCCUCUCUUCUUAUCCCUGUCAUAUAAUUCAAAAGAGGCUUGAUCUCUAGAAUUUUCACUUAAAUUCUCAUAAAGAUUGUAAAUCUCAUCAGGAGUUUUCUCCAUAAAAGCUACUCCACAUAUAAAAUCAACCAUAUUUCUAUGUUGUUCUAAUAAUCCAUCAUAAAAAAUUCUAUUGAGCUGCCACUUGGGUACAGCAUGAUGAGGACACUUUCUAAGUAAAUCUUUGAAACUUCCCAUGUCUCAUGCAAAGUUUCUCCUGGUCUUUGAGAAAAACUCCAUAUAUGUUUUCUCAUAUUUUGAGUUUUUCCUAAGGGAUAAAAUUUUCAAAGAAAGGCCUGUUCUAUAUCUUUCCAGCUAGUUAAUUCUCUAUCUAAUGUGGAUAGCCAAUGACUAGCUUUGUCCCUAAGUGUAUGAGGGAAUAAUUUCAUCUUAAUAAUUUACGGUAUAACUUGAGGGAGAUUAACUAAAUCACAGACCAUAUGAAAUUUUUCUAAGUGCUGAUGAGGUUCCUCUAAAGGCAAUCCAUGAAAAUUAGGGAGCAUUUGAAAAAUUCUUAGAUUUAUUUUGAAUUUAAUAGUGGGUGCUAAUGGGACUCUAAUAUUAGAUGCUCUUUGAAAUGAAUCAGGGAUAUAAUGAUUUUUCAUGGCCAUAGGAUUGUUCUCAGCUUGACCUGUACUUCCUUCAAGAUCCAUCAAAAUUAAUUUUUCUUUCGGAUUUUUAUUUUUGAAUGAAAUAAUGAAAGGAUUUUCUAGCCUUGGAUGCAAGGAUCUUCUACCAUGCAUAAAAAUCAAUAAAUUCGAGGGAAAAAGUUAGUAACUACUACCCUCCUUCAGGAUGCUCUAGUCCUUGCAGUGCUUCUUUCGUUCCCUUUUUCUAAUAAAAAUCAGCAAAAAGAAAAUAAAACAAGAGUAAAGUUUUUUUUUGUGUACUCUAAGAGAAAAACAGAAAAAUACUAAAUAUUAUGCAAUACAUCCCCAGCAACGGCGCCAAAAUUUGACGUGACUCAGUCGUUGUAUAAUAAAUCACGCAAAUAUAAAAUUUAUAAAACUAGAAAAUACGAAUUUUUGGAUAUUUAGAAGUAUUUCUAAAUAAAUAUAUCAAUUAUAAUUCAAUAAAAAUUCCAAAAAUAGUGGUAAUUUUCCAGGUCGAUCACAGAGAUGUAAUAUAAUAUCUGGUAAUUAUUCAGAAUUUUUCUCAAUGAAUACGAUUUUCUUAUGAAUUUUAUACUAGGAAAUAAAAAGAAAAUAUAUUUAAAAUUCACGAAAAAAAGGAAAUAAGGGUGCAGACGUCAGGAUGAUGUCAGCUCCCAGCGAACAGCGAAAACAGAGUUCCGCCUGGUGAUUCUUACGUAAGCGAUUACAGAUGACUUAAUUAAUCAAAUUAAGAUCUGUAAAAGCCAGAAGAAUCAUAAUUGAACGAAAUAUAGUUUGGUAAAUUAAAAUCACACAAAGUAUCACUAAAUGAAGCGUAAAUUAAAUUGAAAGUAGGAAAAUAGAGUUCCGGCAUCGCGAUGGCGAUGCGUCGGCGAUGCACUGGAAUCUUGAGCGUUUGGGAGGAUCGUCGUGUAGUGUCUACGGCCUCGAAGGCUCUCCUUGGACAAAGACGACGUGGGCAAUCUCUAGAUCUUCUUGCGAAGUCUAGAGAUCAAUGAAGUGAGUCGUCGAAUCGUCUCCGACGGCUGUCACCUAGCGGAGCGGAAAAACGGCGACUUUGCGACUCUCCGGCGGCUGUCACCUGACGGAGAGGCGCUGGAUGGAGGUGGGGCGCGUGUUAAGGAGCUUCAUCCUCAGGUCCGCGCAGCAAGAGGAGGCUCUUCAUCGCAUCUGGUACGCUCUCAGGAGGUGGCGACUGGUCUCCGGGCGGAUUGUCCUCUUCCCGACGACGGCUUGUUCGUCGAUCAAUCGGAGAUGA
Spirodela intermedia is the source of this 15017-nucleotide messenger RNA. The record is from the annotation of a GenBank genome assembly. NCBI's taxonomy places the organism in Eukaryota, Viridiplantae, Streptophyta, Magnoliopsida, Alismatales, Araceae.